This is a messenger RNA of Schizosaccharomyces octosporus yFS286, 2285 nucleotides long. RefSeq names its product Pot1 associated protein Poz1. The transcript has 3 exons. Lineage: Eukaryota; Fungi; Ascomycota; Schizosaccharomycetes; Schizosaccharomycetales; Schizosaccharomycetaceae. The record is from RefSeq and is a predicted model, not a curated record. The coding region runs from base 233 to 937 and encodes 234 amino acids.
AUUUUUAUUUUUUUUUAAUAAUAAAGAAUUCGUCUAGCGUCUUAGAUAUUACACUUUUGUCAGUAAUGAAUACAACCCAGGAAACGGUUCUCCUAUAGAAAGACCCAUAUAUGGAAAGAAAUGCUUUCUCAUCGAACAGAAACUUACUAUUGAUCUUUUUUUCUUGAAUUUGAAAAGUAAGAAGGAUUUGAUCUAUAGUGUCUUUAUAAACACAAAGGUCGUAAAUCGAAUCAUGAUACACCAUAGUCAAAUAGCAGCUACCUUUAAAUCUUUGGAGGCCUUUUUUCUUUCUGAAAAUCAUUUUCAAGAGACCAGUGAGAAUGCAGCGAUCGUACAAGCUUGUCUAGAGAAUCUGGGUACAUGUGAGUCUUUAGAAUAUGUUCCUGUACCAUUAUUUAUGAAUAUGGCCUUCCUUGACCAUUGCUUUGCAUUAAAAGUUAGAACCCUUCCAGACAUGAAUGAAGACUUGAAUCUGACACUUUCGCAAGCUAUACUAUGGGAUACAGACCUUAUCAGUAGAUCUUUACACAUACUAGCCUGUAUUGAAGAGGAGAGACUGGAAUGUUUUCGUUCCUUGACUUCCUCUCUCAAUAAGAACGAUGAGCGUUAUGCCCGAGAAUGCAAUUUGAACGAUGAAGCUACCAAACUAUAUGUUGUGGCUAAGACUGGGAUUAUACGUUGGAUGUCAUUUCACCUUUUGGAACAGAGGCAGGUUGAUUUUUCAGCACUAUCAAAGUUUCUAGACGAAUGGUACAUGGAUAAUCCAUCCGAAAAGAAGGUAUUAGAAAAGAUUGCAUCCUUAUAUGAGGAUAAAAGGUUCCAAAAAGUCCAAAGUUUUCAAUCCCAAAUGCCGUGGGUAAAAAUUCAUAGCAUCCUUGGACGCUAUCUACUAUGUACGAAACUAGAAUUAGAGUUAUUUCAUGGUUACAAUUUGUAGCAACCAAAUUGUUUCAUUUAUGAAUGCUUGAUGGUUUUUUUACGAGUAUAAAAUGCCUUGAAUUAAAGAGACUUCAACAGACACCGACCGUUUUUCUCAUCCAUGACCAUAUCUGAAACCAUUGGACAAUAUUUCUAGAUAAAUUUUUAUGCAAUUGAUACUCGGUCAGCAAUUUCAAUUAAUGCUUGCUUAGCUUCCACGUCUGGGAAGACAGUCAAUGCAUCUUUAGCUUUUUUUUGAUAAUCAUUUAGAACUUCCAGUUUCUUCAUCUUCAAGUCCAUCUUCUCCGGUAAAUCUUCAUGCGCUACAUGCAUAGAUAGACCCAAGAACCUUCCAUAGGUAAAACAUGCUUUAUUUAUAUGUGCUGAGGCAUUAUUUAGAAUGCUAGCGGAUAAACAAGCUUUUGCCGGUAGAAAUGCCGACUGAAGUAAAAGCAUCCGUUCAUUUGCUUGCAUAUCUGCAGGUGAUGACCCUGCCUUCAUGAAGUGUCCUUCCACUAGGUUUGCAAUAGCAGAGGCCAUUAAUUCUGUUACAGCAUUACUUUCUAGGUGCGAAAGAUCAACGGAAGCUUUUCCUAAUAAAUAAUCACCAACCAAUGUUGCCAAUUUCAGCUCUUCAGUGCUUUGGUCUUCUCGGAUAUUGAUAUGGAUAAGAUUAGCGGCAUGAAUUAAUUCUGUAACACGUGACAAUUGCUUGUAUCUCUGAAACAUUUGCUGACUUGUAUCACCUUCCACUCUUGAAGCUCGUGACAUUAAUAAAACUAAAAGCGGAUGAAAAAACUGGGUGUCUGAACGUUUAUACGGUUCGGUAAUUCGAUCUAGUAGCGGGUUGUUUCCAGUCCAAGAAUUGAGUUGUUUAUUUAAAGAUUGCAUUUCCUCAGUCAGAACGCUAAGAAGAUCUGCAUGCCAUCUGGAAUCUCUUGAGAGUACUCCGACGGCCUUCAGCAGAACGGAUGCCCAAGAACCGCUCUUGCUCGCAGAGAAGUAAGAAGAUAUUAAAGAAGGGUUUCGUAAUAUAUGAAGUGGUAGCCCCAUAUCGGAAGGUUAAUGCUGUCUUAAGCAAGAGAAACGACUAUGUCUUCAAAAAGGGUCGGAGCCGUGUGUGGGGUGAAGAUCUUUUGAGAGUGAUUAAAUGCCAGCAGAAUAAUAACCAAAAAGAAUACUGAAUAACCUAUAUCUUCAAAUAAAGAUUGUUUUUCUAUACAUUCAAGUCAUUAUCGUUGUAUUCAAGUAACUGCUACCUCAAACUACAGACGCAAAUACCAGACGAGAAUAUGCUAACACGUAUAUAAAAAAUACGCGAAUUACUUUGCAUCAUUAAUGUGAUUUUAUUUAUUAAUAAAUAAUUA